AUGGUGUCUCUUGCUGAGCUCAGUGGGAAGCUUGGCCAAUUUAUUGGCCAAAGUGACGCUGUUACUAAAGCAAUUAAUAAUGGUAUUACAGCUAUUAUUGACAGUGAUGAAGUAUUCAAAAGCCUUAAAAUGUCUCCGUCUUCGCCUGUGCAGUCUUCCACUUCCGUGUCUGCUGUGUCCAUAGAUGAUGAUAAGCUUAGUAAGGAAAUUCAGCAUUAUGAAGCUCUUAAAAAGCGUCUUAAACCUAAAAUAGAGGAACUUAAAAAGCAAAAAAUGUCUGUCCCCGAUGACCUUAAUAAGUCUCAUGAGUCUCUCACUUCCAAGUUGGACGCUCUUCAGAAGCUGAAGAGCCUUAAUGAGUCUUUGAGUUCUCUUAAUAAUCAACAAAGUGAUAACUGUAAAAACCUUUUAACAAAUUUGUGCUCUGGCCUGGAGAAGUUCCUUGGAUACCAAGAAACUUCCAAAGGCUACGACGGCUCCGGCAUCGUGUACUCGGACCUUGACAGGCUCUGCGACGGGGUGAUGGCGUUCUUGCACGGGGUGCUUAAUGAUGUUCAUAAAAAUAAUAACCUUUCGCCUUAUAAAGAGAAAUUAGAUAAAGCUGUAGAAGCUUUAGAUGGUCAACUUAAUAACGGCAAAACAGGUUUGCAUGAUGUGAUUGACCGUGUCAAGGAGGGGAUUGAGAGGUGGUUGGGGGAUGUGAAAUUAAAAAACGAACAUGUUACCGGUCAUCUUCUUCAGAUUGAAAACAAUUACAUUCCUGCAAUUACCACAGACAUUAGGAAUUUAAUUGAUCAUAAUUAUGAUGACAAAAAAGUGGACUUGAAAUCUUGGCUCAAGUCUCUUCCAACGCUAAAAACCUAUUGCAACCUCUCGGUGAGAGCACUUGAAGCCUUAGAUCAAAACCUCAAAAAAGAAUUAUCUCCCCACGUCUCCCUAAUUAAAGACAGAGUGGACACUUUUGUGGACUCCACUAAGCAGGAUCACGAUGGGCUUAAGAAGGUGUGUGAGAGGGUGGAUGAGGAGUUUGGGAAGUUGGAUGAGAUGGUUGAGAAGGGAUUGAAAAAUCCGCAAAAUGGACUGAUAAAGAAAUUCAGAGAUGGUAUUAGUGGAAUUCUUCAGAAAAUCCAAGUGGCGCGAAAUGGCUCUGUGAAGACGUCUAUUGAAAAAGGCAAGCAGAGUCUUAUGAAAGCUAAAAUAGAGUCUAAUAAUGGGUUUACUAAUGAGAAAAACGGUGUGAAACAGAGAAUUAUAACGGCGUUCGAGAAUAUAAAACAAGAACUUGAAAGCGUUCAUGGAAAUUUAACAGAAAAGAAGAGGGAGCUUACGGAUUUGGUGAGACAGGCUGAAGAGCCUUUUAUACAAAUGAAAUAUCUCGGUGGAGAUAAAAUCAGAGAAGGGUUCAUAGAAUAUCACUGGAAGGAGCUUAAAGAGGAGACGUGGCAUCUGGUUAGAAAGGUAAAUGGUGAUGAGAAAAGUGGUCUAUUGCAAAUUUACCAAGGCGUCCAGGGAUACGCCAAGGAUUUUCCCAAUAGAUUUAAACUUGCCAUUGAGACGAUGAUUAAGAAGAUGCUGGAGGAGAAUAAUUCGGCUGUGGAUCAGUAUAUUGGAUGGUACGUUGACGAUACCACAAACGACGGUCUCCUGAGUGGUGGUACGAGAACUGAGAAAAUAAAUAAUGUAAAAAAAGCCAUUAACGAUUGCCUGAAGAUUGUAAUUCCACAACUGGUAGAUGAGUGUUCUAAAGCGCCGCAUAUUCAAGGCAGUAACGUGACUAACAUUGCGUCAAAUUUCAGUAGCUUUGCCAAACAGCUUGAAGAGAAACUAACUGGUAAAAACGUUGAUCCAAUAUUAUCAGCAAUUGAAGGUGCUGUGGUAAAGCAAUCUCAAGGUCCACAAAAAACAAAUAAUCAUGAUCUGACUACCGCCCUCAAAACCAUGUUCACCACAGUAACCAAAGUCGCUGCUGGCACGGCAUCUGAACUUGCUAAACUCAUCAACGAUUCCCACAUGGGGAACGUUCAUGAUGCUCUUGAUAGAUUCCGAUCGUUCAACUCUAAAUACAACGAUCCCAGCAAACCCGCCCAUCGGAUUUCUCACGCACUGAACUCCGUCAAGGGAGAGAUUAACAAGCUGGGAGAACUAUUAGAUACAACAACGGGUACGCUUAAGUCCAAAAUCAGAACACUUAGUGAAGUGAGUGAGAAGCUUAAUAACCUAAAAAAAGAAAGUACCGAAAAAGGCACAAUAGACACUAAGAAAAAUGAAAUUACUCAGCAGUUGACUCUUUUGAGACAGAAUAUAGAUAAUGACUUCCAAGCCGUAAUUGAUAUCCUAAUCCACUCCCAGCUCCAGUUGGACACACUACUCGACCAACUGAAAAAGGCCCUUGAAGAUUUCCAGGACCGAUUCCUCCAAGAAAUUGAAUCCUUCCAUCAGGCCUACAAAAAACAAUCCACCACCGCCGCCACCUCCAUCAAACGCCAAGCCCUCUCCCAGUUCGCCGCGUCCAAGGCCCACGCGCUCCAGAAGCUCAAGGAGCUGGUGGAAGAACAGAAAGAUCUAAUUGAGAAUAAAAUCUAUAUAGACAGUAGAACGGGACUAAAAGGAUUCAUGAAAAUAUUCAACGAGAAACUGGUUGACAAACUUGAGGAAAUUAACAAGAUUGAUUCUACGUCCUCAGCCAAGGAAACAUAUCCACUGAGCAAGGCUGUCGAACAUUUUAAUGCAGGAUUGGGAAACGUCUUCUAUCAGUUUGAAGAACAACGAAAGGAGUUUGAUGCGUGGCCGCCCGAACUUCUUUCUUCUCACACAACGCUACCAGAACCCUCUAAAUACGAAAAGGUGUAUGAAGCACUGAAAGCUGUGCUUCAAGAUCUUCAUUAUUCCAAACACUUCGACCACAAUUUCAGUGACCACUUAAAAUCCCUCAACACAGCACUAUCUACAUUCUCCCCCGCCAAAUUCACUGACUCCUCCAGUCCCAUCCUGCAAGCGCUCAAGGACGGAAUCGGCGCCCUGGCCAAGCAACUCGGCUACGCAUAUGUGAGCACGUACUGUUGUAGAAAGUUUGACGGUGCGUUGCUUGAUCCUCAGGAUCCCACUACGUCAGACGACAAACGCAAAUUGACGGACUACGGCAAGAAGCUGUCUAAGGUUUUCCUCACCUGUCUCCCUGGUUGGGUGACAGACAUGUAUAGUCUGCAGAGGAACUGCAGCGGUGAGUGGAGUAAGAAACAAAUUAAUACGCCCACUAAGGAAAAUAUGGUGGCCCUCUGGUUCCACUCCCGCGGCUUCACAGUGCCGGAAGAUGACAAGAAGCAGAAUGGUCACUUGAAGAGGGGCAUGACGGGUGAACAAAUUAAGACUAAACUGGUUGAGCAUAAACUUGACGCUUCCAAAAUUAAAAUUAAAAUCAAGAAUAGCAACAACCAAAUUACUCUCAUCGACAUCCUCAACUUGUGCCACUACUUCCUUGAGAAGUACAACCGUGUCUCUCACUACUACAUCCCACCAAAGCCAAGAGCGCCGAGUAACAUCUAUAACAUGCUCCAAUGGACUGCCGGCCUCAAGUACAAUCACAUGUACGGUGAAGUCAAGAGCCAGCUUGGCAGUGUGCUUAAGGGCCUACAAAAAGAGCAUAAAUUGGAGAAGACAGAAUUACCAGUCGCCGUGCCAUACGAUAUGCAACGCGUGAUUCAAUCACCUAUAAACUCUGCCCAAUUAACCAACGCACUUGAUAACGUCUGCUACUUCGCCGGAGAAACAUUAGUCGCCGUGCUCGGCCACGGCCAUGCGGACGGUAGUGGUGGUGCGUGCUUAGACAUGUUAGUUGAUGUGUUAUUUAGACUGUAUCAGCAACUGUGGUUCCUGUGUAGGCAGUGCCUCGGUGACAAAAGUCACAGCGGGUGGAAAGACUGCUCGUACGGCAGGUACGUGUCUGGCUCAGGUUGGCAGUGUAACGAUAAGCAAUGCCCUAACCAAGAGUGUAAGCUAAGUGCCAACCAAAAGGUGAACCAAAACCCUGACCAAACACUAAAGCAAACAGCUGACCAACGCUGUGACCAACACCCCGAUUGUGGUAUGAAAUCCCCUUUGCAAUCUUUCUUAGAGGACGGAUUGCAAGGGUUCUUGCCUCAUUCGUUUAGCAGUCCCGGCUGCAAGAUAACGUGUACGGUAUCCAAUCAUAGGGGUCUGCCUUGUAAGACGCCAAUGGGCUUUGCCGAUAUAGGUGUCGUUGCUUCACAUACGAAAACAGGUGAAUAUCUCAAGGAUGCUCUUAACAAUUUUUGCGGUCCGUAUUCUGCCCUCACUAGGCUGUGUAACAUGCUGAACUGCGUACUCCGCCGAGCACCUCAGACGCUUGAUGAUAUUUUCGGUUUCCUCCGUGGCUAUCUGGCAAACUGGAUUGACCAUGGUAGAGAGCAUAAAUGUUUAGCCUUUAGUAAGGCCAUUAAGGAUGCUUAUUUCGGCCAGGAAUAUUCGGACUUGACUCCGACUAUUUUGUUCACCACCCGUGUACAUCAAUCGGGGAACAAGUCAAACCAUUCCGAAGGUGAUCUGUUCACCAUAUCCGAAUGCGAAGAUAGAGCAGUAGAUACAUGUGGUGUCUACGUCGAAUCGCUUUCAUAUAACCUCUAUAGCAUUUUCUCGUCGUACCACAACAAACAAUACCUGUCGUGGAUUUUGUACUCGGCUGAGACCUUGUAUAGUUUGCUGGACAGAUUAUAUAAGCAGUGCUGUAAUAACUGCACGUCUCCGGGAGCCAAAUGUCAUGGCACAAGAUGUGCUGAUAAAUGUCAAGUAAAACAGGCAUAUGAUGCUCAAACAUCUGAUGAUGCAGAUGGAGACCAGAAAAAACUCAACGGCAAAAAUCACACUGAAAAUUGCAGUUCCAUUGUCAGAUGCCAAAACACACUGCCCACGCUAUAUAUGUACGGCUUCAGUUUUGGGAAACCAUUGGGAUUAUGCGGCACAGGUGACGCAUUGGAAGCUAGAAGAACGUGCAAGGAUUUCUGCAGUGCGUUGAAGAAGAUCCUAGAGGAGGAAUCCGCACUUAUUCAACUAAUCAAGCAAAUCGAUGAAUUCAUUUGGAAGAUAAGAGAGAAUUUCUCUUACACCCUCCUCGCCCUCUGGUCGCUCUCGCUCCUCUACCUGCUGCACAUCACCGUCGUUCGCCUCGAUGUCCUGAGGAUACGCUCCCACUUAAAAUCACCUUCAAGCCACAGGAUCGCCGCCCAGUCACUACUCGCCGCCGCACGCGUCAAGGCACUCGCCAACGUCAAGUACUUCUCACCAUAA
Messenger RNA from Babesia ovata, 5301 nucleotides. RefSeq lists its product as uncharacterized. The record is from RefSeq and is a predicted model, not a curated record. The transcript has 2 exons. Lineage: Eukaryota; Apicomplexa; Aconoidasida; Piroplasmida; Babesiidae. The coding region runs from base 1 to 5301 and encodes 1766 amino acids.